UCAUUUCAGCGCUUCAAUCUUCCUCUCCCACCCAACUAAAACCCUUGCAAAAUCUCUCUAUACAAAAAGGCCCUUAAAAUGCAACUGCUCCCAUUCUCAAAUCUUCGCCUCUUCUUGUCGCCUCUAAAACCCUCUUCGCUAAUCUUUUUUCGUAAACCCAGGCCUUACUCUCUCUUCGCGGUGCUCUGUUCCUCUUCUUCUUCGUCAAAACGACCCCGUACCUCAUCUAAUCGCCAGUCUUUCAAUUUUAGAAGCAGAAGAACUCGCAGUUUUAGCAGAGAGAGGGACAAAAAGCUCCCAAUGGAAUUGGAAGAGACUGGCAAUGAGACUUUUGGGUUUAAUAAAAGAAGAGCUGAAGGCAAAGAUAAGAGUGAUAAACCCAAAAGGAAUCUCCAGAUGAAAGUUCGAAAGCUCAACCCUACCAAUACAAUAUCUUAUGUGCAAAUUCUUGGGACUGGAAUGGAUACUCAAGAUACUUCACCUUCUGUAUUGUUAUUCUUUGACAAGCAAAGAUUCAUUUUUAAUGCUGGUGAGGGAUUGCAACGAUUCUGCACAGAGCAUAAAAUUAAACUAUCAAAGAUAGAUCACAUAUUUCUUUCUCGAGUAUGCUCGGAAACUGCAGGUGGAAUUCCAGGUUUAUUGUUGACUUUGGCUGGCAUGGGAGAAGAAGGAAUGUCGGUCAACUUAUGGGGCCCUUCAGAUCUUCAUUAUUUGGUUGAUGCAAUGAAAUCCUUCAUCCCUCAUGCUGCCAUGGUUCACACAAAGAGCUUUGGUUCUGAUGCUGCUGGAUUUAGUGCAAGCAACUUUACAGAUCCCAUUGCUCUUAUCAACAAUGAGGUUGUCAAAAUAUCAGCCAUUCUCUUACACCCGACAUGCUCAGAAGAAUAUGUGGUAAAGCCAGGUGAUAUGUCUGUGAUAUAUGUUUGUGAAUUGCCUGAAAUUAUGGGGAGAUUUGACCCUGAAAAGGCAAAAGCCCUUGGUCUGAAACCUGGGCCAAAAUAUAGUGAACUGCAAUUAGGGAAAUCUGUGAAGUCAGAUCGCCAGAAUAUAAUGGUUCAUCCAAGCGAUGUAAUGGGUCCUUCAGUUCCUGGUCCAAUUGUACUUCUUGUUGACUGCCCAACCGAAGCUCAUGGACAAAAAUUAUUAUCUGUGCAAUCCCUUCAUAAUUACUAUUCAGAUUACUCAGGCAGUCCACUGGAGAAUGCAAAAACUGUGACUUCCAUCAUUCAUUUAAGUCCUGCUUCUGUAAUAGGCAGUCCUAAUUACCAGAAAUGGAUGAAGAAAUUUGGUUCUGCUCAACACAUUAUGGCUGGACAUGAAAUGAAGAAUGUGGAAAUUCCUGUCCUUAAAGCCAGUGCUAGAAUCGCUGCAAGGCUUAACUAUCUGUGUCCACAGUUCUUUCCAGCUCCAGGUUUUUGGUCACUUAAGCAGCUUAACAGGACAAGUGUUGACUCCAAUUUUUCAGGCGAGGGUUGUGUCUCAAAGUUCCCUGAAAGCAUUUCAGCUGAAAAUCUACUUAAGUUCACUUUGCGUCCUCAUGCUCAUCUUGGAUUGGACAAAUCAAAUAUUCCAAGUCUGAGGGCUCCCUCAGAAGUCAUUGAUGAAUUGCUUACAGAGAUUCCAGAAGUUGUAGAUGCUGCUCAACGUGUCCGCCAGUUCUGGCAUGAAUCUGGAGAAAUAAAAGGAGGCAUAACUGUUGGGCAAGCCAACAAAGUUAUGAUUGAAGAGCCAUGGCUAGGAGAGAAUACUAUUCCUAGUUGUUUGGAAAACAUAAGGAGAGAUGAUAUGGAGAUUGUCCUUCUGGGGACUGGUUCAUCCCAGCCUUCUAAAUAUCGAAAUGUUAGUUCUGUGUACAUUAAUCUCUUCUCUAAAGGAGGUUUACUCCUAGAUUGUGGGGAAGGGACACUUGGCCAAUUGAAGAGAAGGUAUGGUGUAGAGGGUGCUGAUAGCAUUGUAAGAAAUCUGAAGUGUAUUUGGAUUUCUCAUAUUCAUGCUGAUCACCAUACAGGAUUAGCAAGAAUACUUGCUCUUCGACGUGAUUUAUUGAAGGACAUGGCCCACGAACCAAUAGUUAUUGUUGGUCCAAGGCAGCUAAAGAGAUUUCUAGAUGCAUAUCAAAGACUGGAGGACCUAGAUAUGCAGUUUGUUGAUUGUAGGAGCACCACUCUAGACUCAUGGGAAGCUUAUGAGAGCAAUAGUGGGUACAUGGAUUGCUCAGCUCCAGGAAGUCCAAGUAAUCUUGAGUUUAUAAACAAACCUAUAGUGAAUACUGAAUCGACUUUAUUUGCUGGAGGAAGCCGUAUGCAGAGCUAUUGGAAAAGACCAGGCAGUCCAAUUGACAAUGGCAAGGCAUUUCCAGUUAUGAAGGCAUUUCCAGUUAUGAAGAGUUUGAAGAAAGCGCUCAGUGAAGCAGGGUUGGAAGCUUUGAUUAGUUUUCCUGUUGUGCAUUGUCCUCAGGCAUUUGGUGUUGCGUUGAAGGCAGCAGAAAGAAUCAAUUCUGCUGGAAAAAUGAUUCCAGGUUGGAAGAUUGUGUACUCAGGUGACACUAGGCCCUGUCCAGAACUGGUAGAAGCAUCUCAAGGGGCUACAGUACUUAUACACGAGGCAACUUUUGAAGAUGACUUGGUGGAGGAAGCUGUAGCUAGAAAUCAUAGCACAACGAAGGAAGCCAUUGAAGUAGGAGACUCUGCUGGUGCAUAUCGUAUCAUCCUCACCCACUUCAGCCAGAGAUACCCGAAAAUACCUGUUUUUGAUGAGACACACAUGCACAAAACAUGCAUUGCUUUUGACAUGAUGAGUGUUAACAUAGCAGAUUUGCCUGUGCUUCCUAGAGUACUCCCAUACCUUAAAUUACUUUUCAAAAAUGAGAUGAUAGUUGAUGAAUUGGAUGAUGCUAUAGAUUCUGUAAGUGCAAUUUCGAGAUAAUUAAAUUAAUUGAGUUCUUUCAUAACUCAACCGACCAGUUUCCCAUCUGGUUUAAGAUACUAUGUGUUUGGAGCAGUGUUUUACUUUUUGUGGAAGGAAAGAAUGGCUUUUUAGAUAAA
Molecule: messenger RNA, 3044 nt
Organism: Jatropha curcas
Lineage: Eukaryota; Viridiplantae; Streptophyta; Magnoliopsida; Malpighiales; Euphorbiaceae
Gene: TRZ4
Product: tRNAse Z4
Biological process (GO): mitochondrial tRNA 3'-end processing
Cellular component (GO): mitochondrion
Molecular function (GO): 3'-tRNA processing endoribonuclease activity
Source: RefSeq, a predicted model, not a curated record